GGAAUGCAACCCCAGAAAUAGCCCGGCCAGGCAGUUCACAGACUGAUGAUCACCCUGCAGGGUAGGUAACGAUUGAUAUUGUUUUGGUCCGCCGAGUAUUGCCAAGGACUCAAGUCAUCACCCCCGCACCGUUUACCUUCCAUCUCUGGUUACUCUACCAGUCCUCAUCCUUGAUUGUAGUCGCAGCGAAGGACGCGAUGGGCUGUCUAUGACUGCGUUGACUGGGAUAAGACGCGCCAGAAUUGGCAGGCACUGCAUCGACCCCUCUCUCGGCUUGCGACUCGACCUGGAAAUCAGUUGCUACAAAAUGCCCCCCGAGUCCAUUCUUGUCGUGCCCAAAGAAUUUCACAAUUGUUUCUUCGCAAGGAGCCUAGAGACAAUCUGAUACUUCCUCAUAGCCAGCUUGCACCAGCCGCCUAUCAUGAAGUCUGCAGUGAUCACGGCCAUCUCCCUACUCUCGCGGUUAGCUGCGGCUUCGGUGGUUGCUUCCGACGUCCCACGAGACGAAAAGAUUAGCUUUGAUGGCCACCAAGUCUUUCGCAUCACCGAUGCCCCUCGCGGUAUCGAGAAUGAGCUGGGCGAGUUCUUUGCCACCCGCUCCGGGCGCAGCGUCGACGUCGUCGUCCCACCCAGUGAGGUGUCUGCUUUUAUGAAGCGGGGGCUCAAGACUCAACUCCUCGACGCUGAUAUUGGCGACAAGUUCCGUCGAGAGGCCGAGCCCGGCUCCUAUGACCGAGCCCUGCACAAGCGUGGCGAUCUGCCGGACCUUAGCUGGUACGACUCGUACCACCCCUACGAGGACCACCUGCAAUACUGGGAGGAUCUCCAGGCGGCUUUCCCCAACAACUCGCGCAUCUCGGAGCUCCCUGGAAAGUCAUACGAGGGACGUUCACUGCAUGUCUUUGAGAUGUGGGGAGACAAGGGCAAGGCUGGCGACAAACCGGCGGUCCUCUGGCACGGAACCGUCCAUGCUCGCGAGUGGAUCACCACCAUGACGGUCGAGUACCUGACCUGGCAGCUGAUCAACGGGUACAAGAACGGAGACGUGAACGCCACCACUGCCCUGGACGAGUUUGAUUUCUACAUUGUGCCGUUCCACAACCCCGACGGAUUCGUCUACACCCAGACGACGAACCGUCUCUGGCGCAAGAAUCGCCAACCCAGGAGCAACACCACCUGCAUCGGAACAGACAACAACCGAAACUGGAACUACGAGUGGGACUUUCCCAUCGAGGACGGACAGGUCGCCAGCAACCCCUGCAGCGAAACCUUCAAGGGCCUCACCGGCGGCGACACCCCCGAGAACCAGGCGCUGGUGACGCUCUCCCGGGAGCUCGGGUCGCGCCCCAAGGGCAUCCGCCUGUACAUCGACUGGCACAGCUACUCGCAGCUCAUCCUCCUCCCGUGGGGCUUCUCGUGCGACCCCGCCCUGCUCCCGGCGAACCUGCCUCGCCAGCGAGAGGUCGGUGCCGGCUACGCCAGUGCGAUCGAUGCCGUCAGCGGGAAGUUUUACGAGGUCGGCCCCUCGUGCGAGAUUCUGUACUACUCCUCCGGCACGGGCAGAGAUUACCACCACGGUGCGCACAACGCCACCUUUAGCUGGAGCGUCGAGCUCAGGCCCGGACGCAGCUCCUCCAAUGGCUUCGUCCUGCCGCCUGAGGAGAUCAGGCCGACUUCCGAAGAGCACUGGGCUGGUAUUCAGUGGGUGCUGAACGACAUUCGCAAGGACGGCAAGGGUAGCUGCGCGCGGAGGGCCUGAGUGGGGUGGAUGGGCAGGCAGUUAGUUGUCGUACCUAGAAUAAUACGAGAAAAAGUGUACUAAUUCUAGACUAGAAUAUCUUGGUAUCAACCGUAUCAUCGAAGCCAGGGUCGUCGCUUCUUCCAGUCCUCCUCUCGCAAGUCGUGCAGCUUAUUGUAUGCGUCUAUGACCUCUGGAAACCCC
Molecule: messenger RNA, 1942 nt
Organism: Pyricularia oryzae 70-15
Lineage: Eukaryota; Fungi; Ascomycota; Sordariomycetes; Magnaporthales; Pyriculariaceae
Exons: 1
Coding region: 422-1759 (445 amino acids)
Biological process (GO): proteolysis
Molecular function (GO): zinc ion binding; metallocarboxypeptidase activity
Source: RefSeq, a predicted model, not a curated record